UUUAGUUUAUGAACUUCUGCUUCUGCCUUGUGUAUAAAACAGCGUAGUGCAGGGCUGGUGGGCAGAAGGCUUCUUCAUUUUACUCGGUGUUUUUGUAUUUUGCUCUUUUCACUAAAAGUUUUUGGAUCCUGAUCUAUUUCAUAAUUUUGAUUUUUCUGCCAAAAAAAAAAAUAAAUAAACAAUUAACUAAAACACAGAAACCAUUUUUAAUAUUUUGACAUUCAUCCUUCCAGAAGCUCUUCAUAUAACCUCAGUUAUUUUAUAUUUCUUUGCUGAAGAAACUGAAAAAAAAAUAAAAAAAAACCUAACUAAGGUACAGAAAGAAUUGAAAAAGCUUCAGCAUUCAUCCGCACAGAAGCUCUUCAUACAGAGUUGUCUGCUGAGUCAAGAUGGCAAGGUUGGUCAUUUGGGUCACUGUCUUCAUCUUAUUUGGAUCCUGUCUUGGAACUCCACUAGAGAAGUUCAACAAGUUUUUGCAGAAAUGUAAAAAAUGGAUGGGCUGCCCAACCCAGCUGGAUAUGGCUUCAGACUCUGUUGAUGACAUGUACGACAAAUGUGAAGAGAAGAUGAAGGAAGAAAUAGAGAAAAAAUUUUUACCAAAUGAGCAAAACAAAAAUAAAAACUUCAAACAGGCCUGGAAUAAUGCCGAGGAAUACUACAAGAGAAAAUGGGAGAAGAAGAACCCGCAGCUGAAGAAAGAACAAAUCAUGGCUCUUCAUGCGUACACCCUUGAUGACCCACCUUUAUACCGUGAAUUCAACGACGCAGUCCGAACACAAAAAUCUGAGUACAAAACCAAAUUCCCGUAUCACACUCUGCACUUCUACCUCACCAUGGCUCUGCGCACCAUCAAACCUAAAGCAGAAAAUUGUGUCACCGUUUUCCGGAGAACACCCUGUAAAUUCACCAAAAAUGUUCUCAACAAAGAGAUUCGUUUUAGUGCUUUUACCUCCAGUUCAAUGGGUGAAUACUGUGACAAAAUGUUUGGUGAAGAAUCGUGCUUUGAGAUCUCCACAUGUUUUGGAGUAGACAUCUCACAGUACUCCAAGUUUGAGACAGAAAGAGAAGUCCUGAUCCCUCCUUACGAGGUUUUUAAAGUUAAAGAAAUAAAGAAAAGCUCUGAGCUCAACAAGCUUCCUUGUAAGGUUGUCUACAAACUUCAGAGCACAAAAACAACUCAUUCCAAUCUGAACUGUACUUUUUUCAGCAAGAAAUGAAAAAUUCUGCUCUUAUUGAAACAUUCUGGAAAUAAAAAUAACUCUGCCAAUUUGGACAAAAUGUUAUAUUUUUUUUCCAAAGAAAAUGGGCCUAAUCAAAUCCAUUUUACACAGUGAUGUCAUUAGAUAAUAUUAUAACAAAUAUACAACAGUGAGUGUGAAAACCUAUGUAAGAUUUUGAAUAAGUGUUUAAAUUGUGAAGCUGGAUUUCAGUAAGGACAGAUAACAUUAGUUUGCUCUACAACCAUUAACUUUCUUCUCUUUUUUUCUCAAUAAAAUGUAAGCCCAAAUCAUUGCUAUGAAUUUUUUCUGACUCAGCUUGUUACAGCAAAUGGCCUCCCAAACUGAACUUUGUGAUGUCUGUAUGCAAUUUCAACAGUGCAAAAAAAAAAAAAAUCAAUAAAAGUAAAAUGUCAAAUGCUUCAUUAAA
This is a messenger RNA of Poecilia latipinna (sailfin molly), 1647 nucleotides long. RefSeq names its product erythroblast NAD(P)(+)--arginine ADP-ribosyltransferase-like. NCBI's taxonomy places the organism in Eukaryota, Metazoa, Chordata, Actinopteri, Cyprinodontiformes, Poeciliidae. Gene Ontology annotation, molecular function: NAD+-protein-arginine ADP-ribosyltransferase activity; NAD+ poly-ADP-ribosyltransferase activity. The record is from RefSeq and is a predicted model, not a curated record. The transcript has 4 exons. Bases 390 to 1217 code for a protein of 275 amino acids.